AUGACAAACCAACCGUUGUCGCCGAGGCGGCGCCAUGUUCUCUCAUCCAUCAAUCCGAAGGGGACACAGCCGCACUCAAGCGUAGAUGACGUUUGCGAUGACGUCGAUGAUAAGGCCGAACGCGAACCUGAACCGUCUUCCCACCGCCAUCAUCGUAGGAGAUGCCACCAUCGUCAUCGGCACAAGCGGCGACACUCUCGCUCCUCAACCCCACCUAAUCCCUAUGAGCCUCCGCCUUUGGAUCCCGAUGCUGCUUUUCGUGAAUCACUCUUCGAUGCCAUGGCGGAUGACGAGGGUGCUGCAUACUGGCAGGGCGUAUAUGGCCAGCCUCUUCAUGUCUACUCCAACGCAAAGCCCGGUCCUAGCGGCGAGUUGGAGAAAAUGACGGACGACGAGUAUGCAGCGUACGUACGGUGUAAGAUGUGGGAGAAAACACACCAAGGGCUACUCGAGGAGCGGGCCCGCAAGGACGAGGAAAAGACGCAACGAGAAUCCCAUCGGCGCACCAGAGACACGGAAGAUGACGAUGCCAGAUUGCACAGGGAUAUGGAGGAGAGCCUGCGCAGGGGCGAGGCAAGACGGUCGCGGAAGAGCUGGCAGACAAGAUGGAAUGAUUAUGUUAAGACUUGGUCCAACUGGGAUGGGACUUCCGCGAGCAUGAAUUGGCCUGUCAAAACUCGGCGCAGGGAGGACAUCAACGGUGAAGAUGUCAGAGACUUCUUCAUCCAUUGUUUGGACCCCAAGGAAAUUGGCGAGGCUCCGUUUCUGGCCAAGUUGAAGGAGGAGAGGGUUCGAUGGCAUCCGGACAAAAUGCAACAAAAGUCUGGCCACCAACUUGACGAAACCGUCAUGCGAGAUGUGACGGCAGUUUUUCAGAUUAUUGAUGAGUUAUGGGCGUAUACCCGGCCAAAGGCCAACUAG
This is a messenger RNA of Pseudomassariella vexata, 921 nucleotides long. RefSeq lists its product as uncharacterized. The transcript is spliced from 2 exons. The record is from RefSeq and is a predicted model, not a curated record. Lineage: Eukaryota; Fungi; Ascomycota; Sordariomycetes; Amphisphaeriales; Pseudomassariaceae. Gene Ontology annotation, biological process: canonical NF-kappaB signal transduction. The coding region runs from base 1 to 921 and encodes 306 amino acids.